AUUUUAUUGCUGUAGUGUACAUUAUAGCAAACAAAAUUAGUGUACAAAUGUUAAACGAAUACGAAUCAUAAAAAAACUGCUUUGUCAUUCACUAUAUAAAGUAAAAAUUGUGGCAACGGUUGAUUAUAUGGUUUAUCGAUCGCACAUUUUCUUGUUUUUACCAAUUUUGCUAUUGAUUUGUUCUUUCAUAUUAUCUUUAUUCAGAAUGGCUUGGGAAUGUAGUGCUUCCUCAAAUGCAGCUCUUGUUCGAAAUUUAAACCUCGCAGGGAUUAUCUCAAAGCCGAGGGUCAUUGAAGCGAUGAAGCAUACUGAUCGCAAAUUUUAUUGCCCUCACUUUUCUUAUGCGGACUCGCCCCAAAGCAUUGGGUAUAGCGCUACCAUAUCAGCUCCCCAUAUGCACGGUACUGCUUUAGAGCAGUUGGAGUCGAAGCUUCAGCCGGGUGCCAGAGUUUUAGAUGUUGGAUCGGGAAGUGGUUAUUUAGUGGCUGCCAUGGCUCGUAUGGUUGGGAAAGCAGGUUACGUUAAAGGCGUCGAGCAUAUACAAGGACUCGUCGAUCUUUCCAAAAAGAAUUUACAAGAAGAUGCGAAGCAUGACCCGUUGAUUGAAGACAUGUUGAAGCAAAAGAGAAUUGAGAUUGUCCGUGGGGAUGGUAGGCUAGGUUCACCUCAGGAUGAACAAUUCGAUGCAAUUCACGUAGGUGCAGCGGCUCCGGAUCUGCCAAAACGGUUAACCGAACAACUGAAACCCCAUGGGAAAAUGAUUAUUCCAGUGGGUACAACAUUUCAAGAUAUUUUUGUUUAUGAUAAAGAUGCUCAUGGAAACCUUUCGAAAAAGUUUUUGUUUUCAGUGCGUUAUGUACCUUUGACUGAUCCUCCUAGUGAUUAUGAAGACAUGUAAAAGCCUUGCGGUGUACCUGUUAUAAAGUUCCUUAUGACCUAUGGUGAAACUUUGAUGAUAUGAAAUGGCGUUGAAUAUAGGAUAGUUUUUAUGAUUGUUUGUCUAUGAUAUUGAAAAAUUAUGAAAUUUAGUUCUUAAUGUUGAUAAUUAUUUACGGUUGUGAUUGUCGCCUGCAAUGUACUUGCUUGAA
Messenger RNA from Schizosaccharomyces cryophilus OY26, 1088 nucleotides. Its product is annotated as protein-L-isoaspartate O-methyltransferase Pcm2. Lineage: Eukaryota; Fungi; Ascomycota; Schizosaccharomycetes; Schizosaccharomycetales; Schizosaccharomycetaceae. Gene Ontology annotation, biological process: protein modification process. Bases 128 to 898 code for a protein of 256 amino acids. Gene Ontology annotation, molecular function: protein-L-isoaspartate (D-aspartate) O-methyltransferase activity. The record is from RefSeq and is a predicted model, not a curated record. The transcript has 2 exons. Gene Ontology annotation, cellular component: cytoplasm.